Gymnogyps californianus (California condor) is the source of this 1685-nucleotide messenger RNA. Its product is annotated as dentin matrix acidic phosphoprotein 1-like. Gene Ontology annotation, cellular component: extracellular matrix. Lineage: Eukaryota; Metazoa; Chordata; Aves; Accipitriformes; Cathartidae. The record is from RefSeq and is a predicted model, not a curated record. Gene Ontology annotation, biological process: extracellular matrix organization; ossification. Gene Ontology annotation, molecular function: extracellular matrix binding. The coding region runs from base 22 to 1677 and encodes 551 amino acids. The transcript is spliced from 4 exons.
GCUGCAGGGACCACAACCGACAUGAGGGCUGCGUUCCUGGUGCUGCUCCUCUGGGCCGUAGCCUGCGCUCACCCUGUGCCCGACCGCGAGCCCGGCCGCCCCCACCACAGUGCCCAGCAGGAGGACACAGCGAGUGAAGAUUACAUCAACAAGCUGGGCAACCUCCUGGGUGGUGGAGAUGGCAGACAUCCACCUGCCAGUGCGGAGAAGGGGGACAAUGCCCUUGCCGGGGACCCGGCAGGUGGGAACGCCGUGGGUGAGGAGGUGGGCGAGCACGGUGGCCAAGACAAGGGAGGCAGAGUUGGGGAGGCUCGGCACCUGAACCGGGUGGACCACGAGGACACAAGUGCAUGGGAUGGCAACGGCCUUGGUUUCCUGGAGGAGGAUGCACGUGAUGCUGAUGACGGUGACAACGGAGAACGCCACAGCACUGGAGUCAAUGGGCUUCCCUCUCACGCCGGCGGGCUCCUGGACGAGGAGGACGACAGUGGGGACGACACCUUCGAUGACAAGGGAGAAGAGGAGGGGGGCGAAGGUCCUACUUAUGUGGCUGGUGCUGACGGGGCAGGUGAACACGGCCACGACACUGGACGUGGGGACGCCGGGGCUGGCAGAGGGCACGGCGACAGCAGCAGUAGUAGCAGCAGCGAGAGCAUCGGGGCGGACCACCGGUGGUACAGGAGCUACCUUGGCAGCCGGUAUGAGCGGACCUACAGGCAGGGAGGGGGCAGCAGCAGCAGCCAGGAGGAGGAGAGCUACGACUUUGAGGACGAAGCCAUGCAGGGCGAUGACCCCUCCAUCUUCGAUGGCCUGGGCAGCAGCUACAAGGGGCGCCGUGCUGGCCCUCGUGCCCUGGGGAGCAGCCGAGAGAGCGGCCAGGGGGCUGGCUCCCACCGCUGGGAGGAGAGAGACAGCAGGUCCCCAGAGGUGGAGGAUGCUGACUUGGGAGAAGACAGCCCGUCCGUGGAGGACAACAGUCAGUCGGAAGAGCCUGUCGACAGCCAGUCAGAGGAAGACAGCACCAGCCGCUCUGGGGAGGAUGGAGAUGGGGAGGAUAGCCCCUCCAGGGAGGGUGAGGGCAGCGAGUCCAGGGAGGGCACCACUGACCAGUCAGACGAAGAGCUGGGGGAGUCCCCGGAGGACAUCUCCCAGGAGGUGGUGAGCACAUCGAGCGAGCGCAGCGGCAGCCAGUCCCGGGAAGGGCAGGAGGACCGGGAGUCUGCCGAGGACAGGAGUGCGCCAUCCACGCCUGACAGUGAGUCCGGGGAAGAUGAGGGCGACCAAAGCAAGUCCGGGGAAGAUGACGACCAGAGCCAGUCCACAGAGGACACUGUGGAGGAGUCAAAGGAGGACGAGAAUGACUCCGACCCUGACGGGGAUGUGCUGAGCACAUCAGCCGAGAGCCAGAGUGUAUCCCCAGAGGAUGACAGCAGCCAAGAGGACAAUACAGGUGAGGACAGCAGGUCCACAGAGAGCAAUAACAGCGAGUCCCAGGAGGAUGAUGAUGAUGAGGAGGAGAGCCACUCCCAGGAGGAUGCCACCCAUGAGUCCAGCAGCCGUGGGGAUGACAGCUCGCCACAGAGCCUGGAGAGCAGGAGCCGUAAACGGCGGCCGGGUGCCUACCACAAGAAGCCUGCUGCCGACUACGAUGACAACGACUGUCAGGAUGGGUACUGACACGUGCC